This is a messenger RNA of Aspergillus puulaauensis, 1050 nucleotides long. RefSeq names its product CIA30 family protein. The transcript is spliced from 3 exons. Gene Ontology annotation, biological process: mitochondrial respiratory chain complex I assembly; mitochondrial electron transport, NADH to ubiquinone. The record is from RefSeq and is a predicted model, not a curated record. Lineage: Eukaryota; Fungi; Ascomycota; Eurotiomycetes; Eurotiales; Aspergillaceae. Bases 1 to 1050 code for a protein of 349 amino acids. Gene Ontology annotation, cellular component: mitochondrion.
AUGUUUCCAACAGCAAGGUGCCUAGCAUCCAAGCCCCCCGGGUUUCUCAAAAGGAGCGCGGAGGAAAUUGGUCGAUUGUCAAGAAUCGCCUGGAACACCGAGGCCCUCCAUACGCCAACAAAGCCAUAUUCCCUUCUAGACUUCGAAGAUGAAGCAGCUGUUGCGGGCUGCAAAACGAUGGCAGACCGUGCCGUGGGAGGUUUUAGCACUGCAAGCCUCGACUAUAUCCCCGCCGAUUCCUCUACAAACACGCCUGCCCACGCAAGAUUUCAUGGAAAUAUUUCUACGAAGCUCCCUAACAACUGGAGGGUGGAGAGAACAGGAUAUGCCGCCUUCCGCAACCAAGACCGAGGCCUCUGGCUCUUUGGACGACUAUACUGGGACCUCGAUCCCUAUACCUACCUAGCUUUACGUGUCAAAUCGGACGGUCGACGGUACACCGUCAACAUACAGACCGACACUAUCGUCGAAACCGACAUCCACCAGCACCGAUUAUACACACGCCAUCACCACGUGCGCGACUCGUCUACCUUAUCCGAUGAUUACCUUUCUCCACAAACAUCGCCCAAAGCAGCAGAGUCGUCUGAAAUCGCUGAAGAAAAGUACCCCAGCGGUAUCCCACCUUCACUUUCCGACAUCCCCCCGUCCUCUACAAUCAUGCCCUCUGUAUCGUCGGUCACGACAUCUGGCUCGACCGGAUGGGAGACUAUCCUGCUUCCGUUCAACUCGUUUGUACGAACGAACCAUGGGCUUGUUGUGGAACCUCAGACCUCUAUCAUCCGUCAGAGGGUGAAGAGUGUCGGAAUUGGUUUGACGGACCGAGUAGAGGGGCCUUACGAUUUACGUAUCCAUAAGGUAUGGGCCACAAAUGGGAUAAGUGAGCCAGAGAUUGAAGAAGAACGCCGGAUCUGCGGGACAGCUGCCUUGCCCGUUGAUGAAGGGGUUCGAACCAACUGGGUUCCGCAACACAACGAUGCCAAAUCUGCGAAACAGGGAAGUCAAGAGCACAAAGGGAAGGGCCUGAAGGGGCUACGUGAUGAAUGGGAUUAA